This is a messenger RNA of Thelazia callipaeda (thelaziosis nematode), 612 nucleotides long. NCBI's taxonomy places the organism in Eukaryota, Metazoa, Nematoda, Chromadorea, Rhabditida, Thelaziidae. The record is from the annotation of a GenBank genome assembly.
AUGGAUACAACAGGAAGUGGCGUAACAUCUUCAGGUUCUCUUCGUACAAAAAUAUCUUUGAAGGGUGGUUAUUCGCAACUGUCAUUGGUGUGUCCCUUUCAUCUCAUGAAGCCAGAAUUACCACAGCAAAGUGUUUUACUUGGUAGCAAUGAUCUAUUGGCUGAAUAUGACAUGAGUUCUUCCUAUCAACGUUUUUGUGGUUCAAAACGACUACGCGAAGAUCUGGCUUCGUUUCUACCACAUCUCGUUGGCAGUUUCAACUUUGAGAAUGCUUUGGAAUUCAGCUCGUUACGAAUGUUGGUCGAAAAGCCACCAAUAACAGGAAAAGAAAUCACUAACCUUCCUGCAAGUGCUAUGGCAGGCUUUAGACUGACACCAGGAGCAGUACCAGAACCUUACAGGUACUUCGAUAAAAAGCGAGAUGACCAAAACAAUGAUGCUGCUAGCUUCGAUGAAAAUAGUGAAGAAAUGAAGCACAAACGGAAAUACAAAUGGAGUUUAGAUGAUAUUGAUGAGGCGGAAUCAGAUCGAAAAUAUAGAAAGCACCGAAGUGAGGAUAGAGAUAAAAGGAAGGAAAAGAAGAAGAAAAAGGACAAAAAACGAAAGGUAUGA